AUGGCUUCAUCAUAUGUGGAAGAGUUACUUCGUCAACUCGCAGAAGAGAGAGAACGUGCUGACAGAGAACGAGAGCGUGCCAAUCGAGAGCGAGAACAUGCCGACCGAGCAGAACGAAAACUUGCCGAGGAGCGAGAACAUGCAGAACAAAAGCUUGCUGAGGAACGAGAACAUGCAGAACAAAUGCUUGCUGAGGAGCGAGAGCGCGCCAAUCGAGCAGAGGCAAAACAGGCCCCUACAACUCUUGAACAAUAUCUCAGGCUUAUCCAACAGCGCCUUGUGACAACCUUAUUAGUCGAGUCCAACCCAGUCAAUUCAGCAUCAGGGUCUGUGACGGCCGUGAAUGAGAAGUUUUACCCUUUGGAGCUAUGUCGGUGGGACGAUUUUGAGAAACAACUUGAGCGAACCUUCAUUGAAAUCAGUUCGGUUUUCUCGAGCAGAUCUCUUUUUCCUUCCGAAACAGACAUACUUGGCGUUCAGCGCGAACUCUCGCCUACCAGCCGAAAGGACGAGCAGGAUAUCCGACCAUUUGUCCGAAGUGCGAUCGAGAAACCAGCCGAGCGUAUCGUGAGAGCUUAUUACGACCUGACGAAUCGGCCGGAGAAGUUCUGUUUCCAGAAUAAUGCUUAUAGCCUGGAGUAUCGAGAUCCUGAGACAGAGAUCGAACGUAGAUCUCCUAGCAAAAGGAGAUCUCCAGAACGCAAGAAAAGCCAGCCCAUUCCCGACCGCUGGGGUAUCUGUGAGGAAGAAGGAGGUCUGCGUCGGGUCUGUGUUGGAGAGUAUAAAGCAGCGCACAAGGUACCGGACGAAGAAAUCAGACAAGUUCUUGACACUGCAUCCAAAAACCUGUUCCUGGAGGUGCUCUGGCGAAAGCAGUCGGGAACGACCAAUUCCGAACAGGAUAAAGCGAAGGAGCUUGUGGCACAGAUUCUUUGCCAGGCGUUUCAUUAUAUGAUCCAAAGUGGCCUACUCUUUGGAUACAUAACGUCGGGCCGGACUCUAAUUCUCCUUAGAGUUGACGAGUUCGCACAACAGAGACAAGCUCGUGAAUCUGAAGCUCAGUAUGCGCCAGCGACUCAAUUAGCGACCUUUGCGCUCCUGGCACUGCGCGCAAGAGAGAUGCCCCGUGAUUGGAUUGUACAGGCUGAAAAUUGCGGCAUUUAUCAGUGGCCCCUGGUUCCUAAUCCGGCAUUACACCAAAACAUCUCCCUGCAGCCUCAAACAUAUGGCGGAGAAACAAGUGAAAGUAGUGGAGAGAACGAUGACCCGAAUGACAGUGAUUAUGGUGCCUCUCAAAGACAAUCUAGGUCCCAGCCGGACCAGCAAUCCCGAUCACAGAACGAGCGUCGACGGUCUCCACGGAAACGAACUGAACGUUCCGUCGGGGAAUAUUGCACACAGGCUUGUUUGCUCGGCCUUGUUCAAAAAUCGCCGCUGGACGUGAGCUGCCCCAACUUUUCCAUGCACAAGCGGAGCUCUGCUCGCGGGAAGCACCCGAUUACCAAAGAUGAUCUUUGUUGUCUUCUUCGAAAGCAGCUUGAUCGGAGCCUUGAUCAAAGUUGCGAAUGUCUAGAUAGGAAAGGUUUUUUUGGAGAUGUGGGUGUGCUUUUUAAAGUCACUCUGACCGAAUAUGGAUACACAUUUGUUGCCAAAGGCGUGCAGAAAGCGAAUGAGCGCGACUUGGCUCAUGAAAUGAAGGUAUACUCACAUCUUGUGCCUUUACAAGGGAAGAAUAUCCCGGUCUGUCUUGGCAGCAUAGCUCUUACUCGGCCAUAUCCCCUUGUCAGUAUGGCAAAAGUGACGAAGAUGUUGUUGAUGUCGUGGGCUGGAACGAGUUUAUGCUACAAUACCUGGCCUGAAGGUGUUGACAUCAAGAAAGAGACGGACAAAACACUACAGACAUUAGCUCAGUCUGGCGUCCGUCAUGAUGACAUUCGACAGUCCAAUCUAGUAUGGAACGCUGAACGACAGCGAGUGAUGGCAAUUGAUUUGCAGCAGGCAACUAUCACAUCUGUUACAAAGCGACAGGCUUCACCUCCUGUGUUGCAUACGCGCAAGCAUAGGAAGAUAGCACGUAGCUCAUCUCAUAUCAAGGGGAUUGUUAUUUGA
Molecule: messenger RNA, 2109 nt
Organism: Talaromyces stipitatus ATCC 10500
Lineage: Eukaryota; Fungi; Ascomycota; Eurotiomycetes; Eurotiales; Trichocomaceae
Exons: 2
Coding region: 1-2109 (702 amino acids)
Source: RefSeq, a predicted model, not a curated record